Messenger RNA from Cuculus canorus (common cuckoo), 4195 nucleotides. It is a transcript of the gene EFCAB14, whose product is annotated as EF-hand calcium binding domain 14. NCBI's taxonomy places the organism in Eukaryota, Metazoa, Chordata, Aves, Cuculiformes, Cuculidae. The transcript is spliced from 11 exons. Gene Ontology annotation, molecular function: calcium ion binding. The coding region runs from base 170 to 1624 and encodes 484 amino acids. The record is from RefSeq and is a predicted model, not a curated record.
GGCGGGUGCCGGGGCCGGCGCGGGGGCAGCGGCCCCGCCGAGCGCCUGUAGCCGCCUCGGGCGGGCGGUGCGGGGCGCGCUGGCGGCGGCGGGGGAGGCGGAGGACGGCGAGGACGGGGACGGCGGGAGGCAGCCGCCCGCCGCGCCGCCGCCCACGCCGCACAAGAAGAUGAAGAAGCGAAAGGAGCUGAACGCGCUGAUCGGCCUGGCUGCCGACGGGCGGAGGAAGAAACUCGCCAAGAAGGGCUCCGGGCACCGGCUGCUGCGCACCGAGCCGCCCGCCUCGGACUCCGAGUCCAGCUCCGAGGAGAACGAGUUCGCGGCGGCGGCGGCGCGGGGCCGCUGCAAGGGAGACUAUCUACGAUGCUGCAAGUUCUGUUACCCGUUGUGUGCAUUUGUCAUUCUUGCUGCUUGUGUGGUAGCCUGCGUUGGCUUGGUCUGGAUGCAGGUGGCCCUCAAGGAGGAUCUGGAUGCAAUAAAGGAGAAGUUUCGAACAAUGGAAUCUAAUCAAAAGACAUCAUUCCAAGAAAUUCCUAAACUGAAUGAAGAUUUGGUGCAGACGCAAAAGCAACUAGAACAAAUUGAGACUGGAGAACUGGGGCUGAGUAAAAUCUGGAUCAAUAUCACAGAGAUCAAUAAACAGCUGACACAGUUGACCUCAACAGUAAAUCAUCUCAAAACCAAUGUAAAGUCUGCUUCUGAUUUGAUUUCUCUUCCUUCCACGGUAGAGAAACUUCAGAAGACCGUGGCAAACAUAGGUAGCACUCUUACCAGUGUUUCUCAUGACGUUGAAAAUAUACAGACAGUAAUUGAAGAGUACAAGAAAUCCAUAGAAAUACUCCAGAAUGAUGUGGAAUUAAAACAGAUACCUUCACUUCCCUCCACUAUUGUGCCAAGGACUGAGAGAAAUCAAACAGAAAAUUGCAUAAAGGAAAGCCAGUCGCUGCAUGCAGCUUUGGAUGAGCUAAAUAAUACUGCAGUGACGUACCAAAAGUUGAACGACCUCAAGCUUCUAAAUGUGGAUUUGGCUAUUGGUAACCUUAGCCGGAGGGUUGUGCUGUUAGAAAACUCCCCCCUUGCUGUGAAUAAUCUGGACAAAAGAGAGAACUUGUCUACAUAUGUGGGGAAUGAUGCAACUACCUCGCUAAAAGUGGAAAAUGAAGAUCAACUAGAUAAUGAAACUCAUGCAAAUAAAGAACUGAAGGAAAUAGAAACUAGAGAUUCUCAGGUAUCAAAACUAAGAGAGAAGCUUCAGAUGAUGAGUGCUCUCACAGGCAAGCCAGAAAAUGACAGACCCCUUGAGACAUCAAAGAAUGUUGAAAGUAGUCCGAGUACUACGGCAAAGCCCACAGACCUUUCAAAGCUGGCUUCGAGGUCAGCUGAUGGCAACACAGAGAGUAGUGGACAGCUGAGACAUCUGUCCUUACCAGGAGUUUCCAGCUUGGAAGAUCUUCAGAAAUUGUUUGAAAGAGCAACUGUAGAUGCUGAUGGAAAACUAUCGUAUGAAGAUCUUCAAAAACUGCUUGGCUCUACAGCCCAAGAGUCACAGAGCUUUAAGAAAUUUGACACAGAUGGAGAUGAGAAAUACUCAUUACAAGAACUGAGAUUAGCAUUAAAUGUAUAGAAUAUAUAUUUAGAAAUGUGAUAUUGCUGGAUGCUACUGUAGCUAAAGGAGACUGUGGGACACGGAAAACUAUGUCUGCACUUUCCCAGUGUUUUACUGAUCUUUGGGGCUAAAUUACUGUAUGCGUUGCCACUUCUUUUUUUUUGUUUGCAUUUAUUGGAAAGAAAUUUACAGAUUUCUAUGUUGAGAGGACAUAAUAUUGAGACUGUGUUAAAAUCCAGAAGAUUCCUAAACUUGGAAACACUUUUAUUCUUUCCUUUUCAAGAGAGUUCUUGUUUUUAAUUUAAGAUGUGUACAUAUUAAAAUAAAACUAUGGUUUUAUAUUUCACUGAAAUUUGCCUUAAAUUAGAGAGCUGCACUUUACGUAGAGCAGAAGGAAAUCUGUCUUGUAAAGAUGGGCUGCUUCUGCUUGUAAAUAUUUGAGAUAGAGUAAAUUAUGCAUAUUUAAGGAGACAUUUGCAUCAGGGGCUAUGUUGGUAGUGAGCUGUUUAUAAUAAGGAACUGAGCAUAGAAGGGGUGGUUAAGAGCUUCAGCUAAACUUCUAAUUUUGACUAAGUACGUCCAGGAAUGAGUAUGGACUCAGUCAGAGGAAAGCAGGGAUAGUAAAUUGUGCCCAUCUAAUAGCAGGAUUUAUUUUUAGAGUGAAGAGCUUAAAGAGUUUUUAUAUCAUGAGCCUAUAGGAGCAAUUACCUACCAAGUGCUUGGGUUUUCACGUCAGCAUCCUUUUAGCUUUGCUGGGUUGCAUCCAGAUUACAUUUUGAGAUGAGCCUAUCUGUUUUAUUUUUUAAAAUGAAGUAUUGAACAACUUUAACAAGUCCAUAAGAGGUAAAAAUAAGUCCACCAGACAGCCUGGUGAGUAGCACCUGAGUAGCCUCAGGCAUGACCGGUGAUGUGCUGAUGGUCACUGGAGACCUUUUCAACAGGGUUGCGGAUACUGCUCGUUUCUCCCAUUAAGUGCCCUGAGUAAAGCUCCUGGUCGCUAGGUGCCUGAGCAGGUGGGGAUGGCCCAAAGGAGACUCGUGGGCUGUUUCCUGACCAACAUGAACAUGAUCGCUUCUUGGUACCUUAACCUUUUGUGUUCUCGCCAGCAGGAGGGUGUAAAAAGCAGGAUGGGAGUGUGCAAUCGCAUCAGCGUUCUCUACUGACGCAUGCUUUGUAAGUGAGGUUUUCUUACUAUGGAGGAACUGAAUGGUUUGUUUAUACCAGUGGAUCUAAACGCAGAGUGUUUGUAAACUUCUGGAGCGCAGAGAAUGACUUUUGCAGAGGGUAUUCUCUUGCAGACUAGACCAGGGCCAAGCUGCAUGAUUUUGCUCACAAAUACCACUGAUCUUUUGGGAGUGUUUUGCACGAUUAAUGAAUCGAAGUUGUCUGCCUUGCCAAGCCAUCGGUUCAUGUGGAAGUUGGUUCAUAACUGUUGACUUUUAUAUAACUUUGGAGUGGAUGCUUAUAGUUUCAUGAAUUAUUGUAUUCUGGAAAUGCAAAUCAGUGAAGGAAUGCACAAAAUAGAACCCUGUUGCCUAUUGCCUGGGAUUCUUUCACUGUUGCUCUUUGAUCCUGUUUGGGUAAUGCAAACAGGACUCGUUAUGGAGAUGCUUUUGAUGCGAUGUUUGAAAAUGCAGUAUUUAAAAACAAAGCCAAACCAACCAGCCUUGGCUUAUGACAGGACAAGAAGCCAACACUUGCUUCUUGUUGCUUCCAAUGCCCUUUUACACACUACUAUGUAAUUCCUUAACCAAAUAAAAAAAAAAAAACCCUAGCAAUAAAAUGUAACCAUUCUGGUGUUUGAUUUGUACGCACUGUAUCAUAGCUACAAGCCAGAGUUUGCAAAAUAUUUUUGGAAGUUUGAUUUGUAUGCAACUUACCUUCAAAUUUAAGAGAUUCUUGUAUUGCCCUGUGAAUCUUAUAGUGUUUUGUUUUCUUGCAGCCUGCUUUACUUUUAGAAGGCUCUUCAACAGCAGUAGUGAAACUGUUGACCAGAGACAGUGUAGGCUGCUCCAGCCACCCAUGUCCUCACCCUGAGGCCAAGGAGCCGGGCACAGCUCCUUCGUUUGCAGGGCAGGAGUGUGGUUGAUCGCUAAUUGCUAUUGUAGGAUGGACUUGUGCUAUUGAUUAAAAAUAUCUGAUCAUCCCUGAGAACAGAGGUUGCUUUUCUUUGUCAGAGCUUGGCCAUGGGGAUGUGCUGCAAGCUGGCAAUGCAUCCCCAGCCAGCUGCUCCCAUCCUGACAAGGUUUCUGCCACGCUGCUGGUCUUCAUCCAUCCCGCACGCUUUCCACACCCUGGGGCUGGCGCUGCCCGGCUUCCUUCCCCCCUGCACCUUGCGGAGGGCGGUGGGCAUCAACGCCCGUGUCCGCUCUCCGCUGCGGCUCGUGCCUGCGCACACGUGUUUCCAGGGAGUGGUUGGCAGUCUUGGAGGAAAACGGGAGAGCAGAAAUGGAACUAAAUGGAGGUGAGGAGGGUGUGGGUGCAGCUGGGGCUGUGUGUGUGUGAGAGAGCACACUCAGACGCCGUUGGGUCUGUACGCGGAGCUGCUCUGAGCUACAGUGCUGCACGACUCUGCUUAUGUAACGCGGC